UGCCACAUGGCCCGUCGAUUGCCGUAAGACUCUGCGCUUAACUGGCGGAGAAUACGACUCUUGCGGUCUAGCCGGGCCACUCGAUCCGCCCUGCUCACCCUCCUCCAGCCGUCGACGGUGGACGCCGCCGCCUCUAGUUCGCUUGGUGCAGGUCGGGGCCGCCCGGAUCCGCCCACGGACGGGCCGGAUCCCGCCUUGCACCAACUGAAUCGGAGCCGGAGGGCGACCAUCUAUCUCGACCUUCCGCGGCUCCGCGUCGCGGGAUCUCCUCUCCCGAAAGAUCCAAUCGCGAGUCUUUUCUUUGCUUACCGUAUGCUUUCUUUCUGUUCCUCGUGCCGAUCUCUCUACUCGUGAAAGGUCAGAUUGUUUUACCGGAUUUGGGUCUUUCUCGAACAAUAUGUUGCUUAAACCGUGGAAAGCAUCUUCGAAAGUUGUAAUCUUUACCAACGUUUGGACUGGAGUGGAAUCUGGGUAUCCGUGACAGACAAGUUUGAGUUUGAUUCCAGUUCAGCAGAUUGAAUAGUUGCUAAUCUCCUUAGCCACCUUCAACAGACUCGAGUUCUUCCAUCUGUUCCUCUCUUCCCCUUUUGCUUCUGAGUUGACAAAGUAAUUGUAUUCUAGUGCAGUCUUGCCUUCGAACUUAUAAGUUUCUGCUAGAACAGUUCCUGUUCAUUGAUGCAGCUGCACACAAGAUGAUCUCAAUUCCUGGUUGAAGUUAAAAAAAGAUAUUUAGCUUCCGGUGCUGCCAAUUGUUGCCGCGUGUAAGCUGUUCACUGGCUUCAAGGUAACAUAUUUCUUUAUCUCUUCCCCAUCCCCCUCUCUCUCUCAGUUCUUUUGCCCUCGACUGCACCAUGGGUCAGCUCUUCUCCUCCAUCGGAGGCAAGUUCCAACGAGCAGGAGCAGGAGCAGGGAACGGAUGGCGCGAGAGGCAGCUGAGGAAGAUUGCUGAUGAGGCCUUCGACCGCAUCAGAACCGAUUCGCACGACGACCGGCUCACCUUCCAAGACCUAUACAUCGCCGUCCUCUACGCCUACAAUGACAUCAACAAGUUCCUCCCGGGGCCUCACAACGACCCCCCCUCGAAGGAGAAGCUGAAAGCAAUGAUGGAGGAGUACGACAUCAACCUGGACGGCUUGCUCGACCGCGAGGAGUUCGCAGAGCUGAUGAGGAAGCUUACGGCCGAUACCGUGAGGUCGGUGGGGCAAAAUCUACUGAUUGGACUGGUGUUGGUGCCGACAAUAGCGCUGCUGGCCAAGAGGGCCACCGAGGGGUUUCCGGUCGUGGGCAAGGUGGCGCAGAGAACGCCCAAUUUUGUGUAUGCCUCCAUUGUCGCUCUUGGAGUUGUGCUGGUCCAAAAGCCAAACUGCUGAUCCAGUGAUCUGUAGCAUGUUGGCACACACUCACGUUUGAUUCUUAGCAGCAGAAAUGAGUCUUUCUGUGAGUGAUUGCUGGCUUAUAGUGCUCCCAACUAUGUGUUAAAACAGAGUUAUGCUUGUUGCUCAGCUAAUAUUACAUUUAACAGAGGGUUGGGAGAGGAUUUAGUUGGCAAGAGAUAUCUGGGAUUGGCUUCAUGAAUCAUGGUUAGUAAAAUAACAAGAAUGUGAUGCAUGGUUAGACAAGUUUCAAU
Musa acuminata subsp. malaccensis (wild Malaysian banana) is the source of this 1627-nucleotide messenger RNA. RefSeq lists its product as uncharacterized. Gene Ontology annotation, molecular function: calcium ion binding. The record is from RefSeq and is a predicted model, not a curated record. NCBI's taxonomy places the organism in Eukaryota, Viridiplantae, Streptophyta, Magnoliopsida, Zingiberales, Musaceae.